Molecule: messenger RNA, 2052 nt
Organism: Daldinia caldariorum
Lineage: Eukaryota; Fungi; Ascomycota; Sordariomycetes; Xylariales; Hypoxylaceae
Product: putative cytochrome P450
Exons: 3
Coding region: 120-1760 (546 amino acids)
Molecular function (GO): oxidoreductase activity, acting on paired donors, with incorporation or reduction of molecular oxygen; monooxygenase activity; iron ion binding
Source: RefSeq, a predicted model, not a curated record
AUUUAAUUUUGAACAAACGAUACACCUUUACUCUCCCGUGCAUUGAUUUUCAAUGACUGGCACGUUAUUCUACUAUAUCACGAUCUGAAGAAAUCUCCAAGUAUUCUUUCUCAUUAGCCAUGGCUCGAUUAGAAACAAGCUUACCUAGCAUAUUUGCCGUGGACUUCCAAGAUGCCGGACCUAUAUUGAUCGCUAUAGCGGUAGUCUUAGUAUCUUACCUAUUAUUUAUUGUUACAUGCAACACAGAUAUUCCAUAUAUCAGGGGGAUACCAGAGAUCCCUGGCGCAAUCCCAAUAUUCGGCCACCUUCUCAAGCUUGGUGGCGACCAUGCCAGCGUCUGCGAGAAGUGGUGGCGUCAGUACAACUACUCCGUAUUCCAGAUUAGACUAGGGAACACUCGAGCCGUAGUUGUUAAUUCGUUCGAUGAUUGUAGGAAGAUGCUAGUUGGCCACCAAAACGCGGUUAUCGACAGGCCAAAGCUUUAUACAUUCCAUGGGCUCAUCAGUAGCACCCAGGGUUUCACGAUCGGCUCCUCGCCUUGGGAUGAUAGCUGUAAUAGGAAGCGCAAAGCUGCGGGAACAGCACUAAGUAGGCCUGCCCUGAGAAGAUAUCAUCCCAUGUUUGACUUAGAGAGCUAUUGUAUCAUAAGGGAUCUAUGUAAGGACAGCCGUAACGGAGAGACCGAGAUCAGCGUGCGACCCUAUGUUCAAAGAUAUGCGCUCAACACGACGUUAACCCUCUGCUACGGGAUUCGCAUGGACGCCGUCUACGAUGACCUUCUACGCGAAAUCCUCCACGUUGGCUCGGCCAUCUCGCUCCUACGCAGCGCAUCGGAAAACAUGCAAGACUACGUGCCUAUCUUGAGAUAUUUCCCUAAUAACGAGAAGAAUGCUCGCUCCAAGGAACUACGAGAACGGCGGGAUGCGUACCUUAAGCUUCUUCUAGACAAGGUUCGAGAAAUGAUAAAGCAAGGCACAGAUAAACCUUGCAUCUCUGCUGCUAUCUUGAAGGACGAAGAAACGAAGCUUACCGGAGUGGAGGUAUCAUCAAUUUGUCUGUCGUUAGUCUCAGGCGGCUUCGAAACAAUUCCCGGAACCCUAACUUCUGCCAUCGGAUCCCUAUCAACCAAGGAAGGACAGGUUUGGCAAGCCCGCGCUUAUGAAGAUAUUAAGCGAUGCUAUCCAGACAUCCGGGAUGCAUGGGAAGAUUCUUACGUACAGGAGAAAGUCCCGUAUAUCAACGCCAUCGUAAAGGAGGCAGAGCGAUACUACACCGUUAGUGCUAUGAGUCUUCCGCGGAAGACAGUAACGGAGGUGAAUUGGAACGGCGCUAUUAUUCCUCCCAAGACCAUGAUCUUGAUUAAUGCCCAAGCGGGGAACCAUGAUGUCGACCACUUUGGACCGAGUGCUAGUAAAUUUGACCCUGAACGGUGGCUGCAGAGCCUUAAUCCUCCAACGGAACGUGAAUCCGCCGGCCUUAACCACCUAAGCUUUGGAGCUGGAGCUCGCGCGUGUUCCGGCCAAUACAUAGCAUCUCGACUGCUGUAUACUGCUUUAAUCCGCCUUAUUUCGUGCUAUAAAAUCAUAGCGAGCGAGACCGAGCCCCCUAAUACGGACUAUGUGGACUACAACGCUAUAAAAUCGGCACUGGUUGCAAUUCCUCGGGAUUUCAAGGUCAAGCUUGUCCCCAGGGACGCUGCUAUCGCAAAAGACUGUUUAAGUGCCGCGGACCGGAGAACCGAGGGGUAUUAUAAGGGGUAAUGUGGCUGAUAUGUCUGACAGGUCUUAUUAACAAUUCCCUAUAUCUCAAAAUAAUCCCACACACCAUACCCCCGACCCCGACGCUCUAGCCAGGGCCAGAGGUACGCCACAUUGUAGAAAAUGAGGGAAGAUGAGUUUCAAAUGUAUGGCUGACGUGAUAUAAGAGCUAACUGGUUUCUGUUGGUUGAAGGAUCCGCAAUUAAUGCAUGCAAGUAAAAGGCGGUUGAGACGGGCAGAAUUGAUAUCAGGUCCUAACAGGUAUAUAUAUUUCAGCUGGUACCUAAUAUAUACG